Molecule: messenger RNA, 872 nt
Organism: Cimex lectularius (bed bug)
Lineage: Eukaryota; Metazoa; Arthropoda; Insecta; Hemiptera; Cimicidae
Exons: 3
Coding region: 116-841 (241 amino acids)
Source: RefSeq, a predicted model, not a curated record
UUUUCUAAAAUAAUUCAACACCUGAUUUGUCUUUACCGUGUUUGUUAUUUGUUAUCGUGAGGAAAAAAAUAUUAGCUUUAGCCUAAGAGGAGUAUUUUUUUCUUAAAUCCUGGCAAUGGCGUGGGACAAGUUGGCGAGCUCUUCAGUACGCCACGCGCGCCCCGAGAAAGAGACGAUAUCAAUCAUGAGCGAGCCGUUGCCCGGAUUCAAGCAGAGCAGCUACCAGCAGAGUUUCAUGACAUAUCCGGACGUCCCGGAGGUCUCGCCGCGGUUCAUGCGUGCCAUCAACAGGGAGUCGCCGUUCCAUUCCGACAGAUACAAAACCCAGGACGAUUCAACCGAAGGGACAGAGUCAGGAGAUGACAAAAUCAGGACUUCAACUAGUACAACUUCAUCGACGUGUAGUACAAAGAAGACGACCAUUAAUCUGUUAGAGGGUGAUGCGUCUCGUGACAAGAUACCCUUGCUGGAAAAGGAGCAUUUGUCUUCAAAGUUGGCACCGGGGAAACUUUUUAGGUCACAGUACGUCCAAGCGUCUCCAGGAAAAGAGAUUGACGAAUUCUGGCGACCCGAAAAUUGCAUAAGAUGCAAGCAACCUAUAACGGACACGGAGAAUUUCGGAAAUAAAACUGUCUCGUUCAAGACUUACGAAAACGGCUUAGUGGAAAUUAAAUUAUGCGUGACUUAUAGAAUGUUCUUGACGAUCUCUCUUAUCGUUUCGGGGCUGGUGAUGAUCUCGCUGGCCGUCGGAUGGCCCGGGUGUCUCCUCGGAUGCAGUAGGAAACUCGCUGGCAAAUAUUAUCCAAAAACUAACACAAUUUACGAUUACCUUUUCUCAUAGAACUGUUAUAAAAAUAAAACCAAAAAGAACA